Sphenostylis stenocarpa is the source of this 1155-nucleotide messenger RNA. Lineage: Eukaryota; Viridiplantae; Streptophyta; Magnoliopsida; Fabales; Fabaceae. The record is from the annotation of a GenBank genome assembly.
AUGCCUUUUGAUAAGAGGGAACCUUGUAGAUCGGAGGGUUCAGAGAACAUUGAUAGUAGCAUAAUCACUGAUGUAGCUGAUGUCCUUACUGAUGCUACCAUAGACACUGUAGCUUCUCAGGCUGCCACCGUUAAUGAAGUUGCAAUUGCUGCCGCUGAUUCUUUUUUGCCUGUAAUGGGGUUGCAGUACGUGAUAGAUGCUAUACAUUCCUAUACUGGCCUAAAUUGGUGGGCAUCAAUAGUUCUUACAACCUUGUUGAUUCGAAGUGCUACAGUUCCACUCUUAAUAAAUCAACUUAAGGCCACCUCUAAACUUACGUUAAUGAGGCCUCGCUUGGAGGAGAUAAAGCAACAGAUGGAUGGGAUGGCUAUGGAUCCCGUUGCUGUUGCUAAAGGUCAGGCGCAGAUGAAGAAGCUAUUUAAUGAAUAUGGUGUGAGCCCUUUUACGCCAUUGAAGGGACUCUUUAUUCAAGGCCCUAUUUUUGUUAGUUUUUUUCUUGCGAUAUCAAACAUGGCUGAAAAAGUGCCAUCAUUCAAGCAUGGUGGAGCUUUUUGGUUUACUGAUCUCUCUACUCCAGAUGCCUUGUACGUUUUUCCAGUUUUGACUGCAUUGUCAUUCUUAGUAACAGUAGAGUGUAAUAUGCAAGAGGGGAUGGAAGGAAAUCCUGUGGCUGGCACCAUGAAAAAUCUCUCCAGGGGUCUUGCGGUUCUUACAGUUCCAUUCACCAUGGGAUUUCCGAAGGCAAUAUUCUGCUACUGGGUUACAUCAAAUUUGUUUUCACUUGUAUAUGGACUUGGUAGGCUAGAAUGUAUAGUGCAUGUAUUUGAAGACUCCUUGGCUCCCCAUAAUCUUCGUAUUCUUUUCGAUAUUCUUUUCCACUAUGCUGAACUGCAAACGCUUAAAGUCCCUGGUGUAAAGAAAACUUUGGGUAUUCCUGAAAUACCUGUUGCAGCAGCUCCCACUGGUGCUCCUCAAUCGCCCUUUUCUAUAUUUCCCGCACUAAAACAAACUACGUCUGCCACAAAUGGGUCCAGGUCAGUAGUAACAGAUGAACCUUCAAAACAUUCAAAUACAAAGAUAUCUUCUUCAUCGGUUAUUAGUCAAAGGCUUAGAAGUUUAGAGAAACAAGUGAAAGGAAGAAAGAAGCACAAGUGA